Molecule: messenger RNA, 2110 nt
Organism: Solanum tuberosum (potato)
Lineage: Eukaryota; Viridiplantae; Streptophyta; Magnoliopsida; Solanales; Solanaceae
Product: ABRE binding factor
Exons: 5
Coding region: 444-1805 (453 amino acids)
Biological process (GO): positive regulation of DNA-templated transcription
Cellular component (GO): nucleus
Molecular function (GO): DNA-binding transcription factor activity
Source: RefSeq, a predicted model, not a curated record
ACAAACUGUUUCUUGUGUUCCCAUGUCAAAAAAGAAGUUUUUUUUUUUUUGGUUGGUGUUUCCUUAAAUAUUAUCUAUUUGUGGAUAAGUAGUCAAAUGAUUAGUUUUCUUGGUUUCUUAUCUUCAAAGUUUUGAUCUUUGAGCUUUGUGAUUUUUUUAGUUGAGUUUUGUGUAUUUGAAGGUCAAAAGGUGAGUUCUUUAUUGGAUUGGUGGGUGGGGGAAUUUGUGUUUUGGGGGUUUUUGGUGUGAACUGAAAAUGCAGUAAAGUUAGUUGAAUGAAGUGAAUUUCAUAUAGAAUUUGUUUUUGAUGAUUUUAUUGAUAAGGGGUUGGUGAGUUUUAGCUUUAAAUUGAUUUUUCAUCUCUUUCCAGGUUUUGUGAUUCUUGAAUAACAGAGGUGAGGUUUGAAGGAGGAUUAGGUGAGGACUGAGGAGUUUUUAGUGAAAUGGGGAGUAAUUAUCAUUUCAAGAACUUUGGUAAUGAGCCACCAGGUGAGGGUGGAAGUGGUGGUGGUGGUGGUGGUGGGAAGCAGCUGGGGAACUUUGGAUUGCCGCGGCAGUCAUCUAUCUAUUCGUUGACAUUUGAUGAGUUUCUUAGCUCAACAGGAGGGAGUGGUAAGGAUUUUGGGUCAAUGAACAUGGAUGAGUUGUUAAAGAACAUAUGGAAUGCUGAGGAGAAUCAAACAAUAGGAGGGCCUGGGAUUAAUGGGCAAGAGGUUGGUGUUCCACGUGGGCAUUUGCAGAGGCAAGGAUCUUUGACUUUACCUAGGACACUGAGUCAUAAGACUGUAGAUGAAGUUUGGAGAGAUAUGUCAAAGGAGCAUGGUGGUGGGAAGGAUGGAAAUAGUGUUGGAGUGCCACCAAAUAUACCUCAGACUCAGAGGCAACAGACUUUUGGGGAGAUAACACUUGAGGAAUUCCUAGUUAGAGCUGGAGUUGUCAGAGAAGAUGCACUGUUUGCUGCGAAAUCGAAUAAUACUGGAGGAAUCUUUGGUGAUUUGUCCUAUGCUGGGAAUAAUACAGGGCUUGCAUUUGGAUAUCAACAAGCUAAUAAUAGGAACACAGGUUUAAUGGCUGGUAGUAUCCCUAACAAGAAUGGUGAAACUGUUAUCCAGACUGCUAAUUUGCCACUGAAUGUGAAUGGGGUCAGAUCCACACAACAACAGCUAAGACCACAGCAACUGCAACAGAACCAUCAACCACAGCAACAGCAGCCACAGCAGCAACCGAUUUUCCCUAAGCAGCCUGCUUUGCCCUAUGGUGCUCCUAUGGCUAUCCCAAAUAGUGGGCAGUUGGGCAGUCCGGGAAUGAGGGUAGGGAUGGUUGGUAUCCCUGAUCCAGCACUCAACUCUAAUUUCAUUCAAGGCACUGCUCUAAUGGGUGGAGGAAUGAAUAUGGUAGGUUUAGGAGCCAGUGGGGUUACUGUUGCAACAGCAUCUCCAGGUGUUUCAUCAUCAGAUGGACUUGGGAAAAGCAAUGGAGAUACACCUUCUGUAUCUCCAGUUCCUUAUGUGUUUAAUGGUGGUUUAAGAGGCAGGAAAUACAGUACUGUGGAGAAGGUUGUUGAAAGGAGGCAGAGGAGAAUGAUAAAAAAUAGAGAGUCAGCUGCUAGAUCAAGAGCUCGAAAGCAGGCCUAUACUAUGGAGCUAGAAGCAGAAGUCGCAAAACUAAAAGAAGAAAACGAUGAACUUCAAAAGAAACAGGAAGAAAUGUUGGAAAUGCAGAAGAAUCAGGUUAUGGAAAUGAUGAACCUUCAUAAGGGAGCUAAAAGGCGAUGCUUAAGACGGACACAAACUGGUCCAUGGUAAAAAGGGUUUCAGAAAUUAGUGGUAUUAGCCCAUAUUUACAGACUUAUAGUAGGUGCCCUGUACAGAAAGGGAAUUAUGUAUUCACUGUAGAUCAGAAGAGAAGAGUUGUCUUUUUGCUGUAGGUUUUUCAGUGUGUUAAUUUCUUAUUCUCCCUCGAUGGCAUCAUGCAUAGAAUAGAGCCAGAAUGUAGAAAUACCUAGUUGACAGCAGACACACAUAAAAAUACAUAUAUUAAUGGCUCCUUUUGUAAUGUGUUCUGUACAAGUGAUUUGGAAUAUUGUUUUGACAGGUUCACUUUUAAGCUA